Molecule: messenger RNA, 5483 nt
Organism: Limanda limanda (common dab)
Lineage: Eukaryota; Metazoa; Chordata; Actinopteri; Pleuronectiformes; Pleuronectidae
Product: transcription initiation factor TFIID subunit 4-like
Exons: 15
Coding region: 14-3277 (1087 amino acids)
Biological process (GO): DNA-templated transcription; transcription initiation at RNA polymerase II promoter
Cellular component (GO): transcription factor TFIID complex
Molecular function (GO): RNA polymerase II general transcription initiation factor activity; DNA binding; protein heterodimerization activity
Source: RefSeq, a predicted model, not a curated record
UCUGUGAUCAGAGAUGGCGGGCGCCUCCGACCCGCUGGAAGAGAUGCUCUUUUCCGAGGUGGACGAGAAGGCGGUGAGCGACCUGGUGGGCUCGCUGGAGUCGCAGCUCACCGGCCACACGAAGCCCGCGGCCGAGAGGGACCAGAGCCGAGGCGCUGGCUCCGAGACCCCCGCGAACCAUCUCUUAGGAGAACCGCCACCAGCUCCAGCGGGCACCACAACACCGGAGCAACAACAACAAGGACGGCGUGAUAAACCCGAGGUGCUCCCGGAGAUCAACUCCAAAGACCCGGGUCCGGAUACGAGUGUCCCGGCCGUUUCUCCGGGCUGCUCCCCGUCGGUCCGCGGGUCCUCCACCGCCGACCCAGCGGGCAGCAGUGCCCCUCGAUCCCAUGGAGCAUCCAUCACAACACUGACGGCUCCUGGCGUGUCAACUUCGGCGUCUCCGCCCGCCAGCAUCAGCACCACCACCACCACCACCACCUCCCCGGCCACCACCCCCGGCUCCACGGGCUCCCCGGGCUCAGGCGAGCCGUCCACGGAAGCCAGCCCGCCGAGGAAGCGCUUCAGCACGCCGCGGAGGAGCGCCGCGGCUCGGAUCAAGAGUUUCAACGGCGCCGCUGUGACGACGAGGCGGAGCAGCAACCCGGGGGGUGGAGACACCGUCAGCCCGGUGGAUUCAAGUCCACCGAACCCCUCCACCCGGCCGCUGACAGCCGCGAUCAACACCUCCACUUUCACGGUGUCCAACGCCAGCAUGCCCGAGGGUCGCACCGCUAUAGCCCUGGACCGGGGGACGCCCACCAUCGCCCUGCACAGACUCCCCAGUCACAUCGUGGCCAGCAUCUCCCAGAACGGAAACGGGACCAGUGUCUCUGCCCUGGUCCAGCAGGACAGCCGUGUAGGAGCCGUCCCCAGCCCGGCUGCACAGGAGAACCACUGCAAACCCAUCCCAGACCCUGGGGCUUCCAAAGCAGACGAGUGUCAGUCCAAAAUUGUAAUGUCAAGCCAGCCUGUGAGUGUGAACUCUGUAACAAACUCCGUUCCCUCUGCACCUGCUGUUGUCACGCCAACAGCAACAACAACAACAACAACAACCACCUCCACCACCACAGCAGCAGAUACAACCACCACCACAGGGACCCAGGGGCCUCUGAGCUCUGCCACAGCCCCUGCUUGUGUCACAGGGGUGGCCACCAGUUCUGCAUGUGGCACUGGUCAGACUCCACCAGUGACCACCCCCACCACAGUUUGCAUGGUUAGACCCACUGCCCCCUCGCCUGCACCUGCACCUGCUGUGGCCCCCACAACACAGUGUCAACCCCGUCCUGGACUCACAGCGCCCCAGAGGAUUGUAGCCCCCCAGCUGAUUGUCAGACCACCUCAGCAGCAGACGACCAUUCAGCUGCCCCCCGGGUUUACCAUCCCACCGGGAAUGGUGUUGGUGCGCACAGAGCUGGGCCAGCUGGUCAUGGUUCCUCAGCAGGCUUUGGCUCAAGCUCAGGCUCAAGCUCAGGCCCAGGCCCAGAACAACAUCUCUCCUCGACCUGCGACCCCCACCACGGGAGCAUCCUUCAGAGUCACGACUCCACAGUCUCCUGUGACCUCUCAGACCGCCAGGCAGUGUCCUGUGACCGUGACCAAGGUGGCACCAUCUCCCUCUCCCACUCCCUCCAGCCCUGCCUUACAGACCUCCUCCUCUUCCUCUUCUUCCUCCCCUUGUCCUGCGCUCCGCCCAAAGGCCCCCUUGGCACCGGCCAAUGCUGUGACGGCUCCGCAGCGGACCCCCGUGGUUAUGGCCCCCCAGGCCCCGGCCCAGGCUGCCUCUCAGCCAGUGCAGCCUCCGCAGACGGGCAUCGCAGCACCCCCCGGAGCUUCUCUCUUGUCCCAGGAAAUGCAAGAGAACGUAAAGAAGUGUAAGAAUUUCCUGGCCACACUAAUCAAACUGGCAUCUCACAACUCUCCGUCCCCUGCGACUUCCAAGAACGUCAAGUCCCUGGUUCAGGACCUGCUGGACGCUAAGAUUGAACCAGAAGAAUUCACCAGCAGGCUGCAGACAGAGCUCAAGUCGUCUCCGCAGCCGUACCUGGUGCCAUUUCUAAAGAAGAGCCUCCCGGCCUUGAGGCUGUCUUUGCUGAGUAGUCAGCAGACCCCGACCCAGCCCUUGCAGCAGGGAGUCAAACCAGCACCCUGUGGGGUCCCCCCUGCCAUUGUGAGUGGGCCAGCUGUCCGCAUACGCCACCCCAACAGCGUCAGCACCACCACGGGUGCCAGCGCGCUGCCCGCCGGGACCCUCGGACAUGCAGCUGCCAUGGGAAUCAAGACAGCGGGCGCUGUCGGUGGCCAGGUGCGGAUGCCUGUGGUGAUCACACAGUCUGUCAGAGCACAAGGCACAAUGGGGAAGGGAGUCGUCAUCCAAGCAGGGAGAAGUCCCAUGGGCUUGGCCGCUCAGAUCUCUGGGAAUCAGAAAAACAGGCUCAACGACCCCGGAGGAGGCUCUUUCAGGGAUGAUGAUGACAUCAAUGACGUGGCGUCCAUGGCCGGGGUGAACCUCAACGAGGAGAGCGCUCGAAUACUCGCCACCAACUCAGAGUUAGUGGGAACUCACAUCCGCUCAUGUAAAGACGAAGCCUUUCUGCACCCGGGACUGCUGCACCGACGAAUACUGGAAACAGCCAAGAAGUUCGGAGUCACAGAGGUUCCCAUGGAGGCAGUGACAUUCAUCUCGCACGCCACACAGUCACGACUUCGCACCGUGGUAGAAAAGGUUUCAACGAUCGCACAGCACCGACUGGACUCUUGUAAGGAUGAGUGCUACGAGCAGGCUGCAGACGUUCGCUCUCAGCUCCGCUUCUUCGAGCAGCUGGAGAGAAUCGAGAAGCAGAGGAAGGACGAGCAGGAAAGAGAGAUCCUGUUGAAAGCCGCUAAAAGUCGCUCCAGGCAAGAGGACCCAGAGCAAGCUCGACUGAAACAGAAAGCUAAAGAGAUGCAACAACAGGAGCUGGCGCAGGUGAGGCAGCGAGAGGCCAACCUUACAGCACUAGCUGCCAUCGGACCCCGCAAAAAACGUAAAGUGGAUUCACCUGGAGCCACGCCAUCAGGGACCGAGGUUUCAGGCAGCUCGGCGGGGUCCCCGGCCAGCUCCUCCGUCCCGUCCACCUCAUCACGUCAACGGCAACGCAUCACCCGCGUCAACCUCAGGGACUUAAUUUUCUACAUGGAGCAGGAGAGAGAGACCGCCCACUCCCUCCUCCUUUACCGGGCUCUGCUCAAGUAGCCUCUGCUCCGCUCAGCACCCACCUCAACCUCCUCCUCCUCCUCCUUCCCAGCCACGUGCCUUCAGAUCAGGUCUAAUGUUACAGCUCUGUGUCUCCAUGUGUACUGUAGUGUUGUUUGAUGUAGCGUUUAAUAAGAAAGAAGAGAGAGAAACAAAAAAAAAAACAAACAAAAAUAAAACAGUUGUUCUGUGUCUUCUCUGUUUAGCCUCACGGUGUGUAGUUUGAUCAUUCAGUUUUAAGACCCUGUUUAAAUUGUGUGUGUUGAAGGAUUUGUUAGAGGAACAAUGUUUUUGUGUCGCAGGACUAGACACAGAACAUAUUCCACGUAUGUUGGGUAUUUAUUUGACGUCACUGGCGGUAGCUUCAAUGAUCCACCUCAAAGGAAGGAUUAUUUCGAAGGAGAGAAGAAAAUAACAGUAUGUUAGCACCUCGAUACAGCCUACGAUAUUCUCCACGAGCUAUUUGUUGAACGUAUGUUGUUCAAUGAAUGUAGUUUAGCUGAAAUCAAUAAAUGAGCCUUUUCCAGAUUUCCUGCACGGAGAGAUCAUUUUUCAAACAUUAAGAUUCCAAAUAACAGCAUCGCGAUCAAGUUCUUUACGUGUAAAUAGUUCUUUUUGAAUUAUUUUACGGCAUGUAUAAUUUUAACACAUAGAAAGAAAAAGGAAUAACCCAUGUGGCAGUAGUAGAAAAAUCUGAUGUUUCGUAAAACCAUGUGCUUUGAUUGACUCACAUUUAGAAAUUUCACUCAGUUCCCCUGUUGUGUAUUUGCUAUAGACGCAAAAGUCAUUAAACAAAGCCACAGUCUGCACUAUGACACCUGUUUGAGAAGGUGUGUUUUGGUUCUGAGAGGUUAAAAUUGCAGUUGUUGUUGUGAAACAUUUAUUUAUCAUUCCCUCUCGUUCUUUCUGCACAUUAAUGCUGUUUGAAAAAAGACUUGAGUCAUUCUCACGGCGAGAAUUCAGGCCAUAUUGAAAAAAAAACUAAAUUUGUAGAUAUGGAAAAUAAUGUCGCAGGAGAAUAAUGUUGUAAUCGAGAAUAAAGUCGUAAUAUAAAAAGAAGGAAGAAAAUAGAGGCAACUUCCUCAAACACCAUAUGUUGUUUUCUUUGGAGUAGACAGUUUAUUUUUCAGUUGUAUUAAAGUCCUGAUACCUAUGAUAAUGUGGUGCUGAUGAGCCAAAAGAAAUGUGCUAUUUUGUUAUUUGUGAAACUAAUGUGUAACUUAACAAAAUGCUGUCCUCAUUUUAAAGCAGGUAACGGGCAUAUCUUCUGAUAUUUCCCCUGUAAAAUGUCACGUAGCCUAAAAUAAUGACUUUAUUCUUGUAAUAUUACGACUUUAUUCUCAAAAUCUAUUUUUCGAUUAUUUCCCCCUUUAAAUUGCCCUAAUGCUCUGUCAUAGCCCUCUUUAGCGCCCUUCCCCUUUAAUAAUGACUGAAUAUCCAAGCUACAUCAUGAAGAAUUGUAGUGAUCAGCCCAUUACACUAAUUUGUAUUUUGAUUAAAAGUUAAAUAUCACAGUUGUAUAGUAAAGUGUAACUGGAAAAAUGCUGUUGAAUGACUCCAGUCUAAAACUGAUUUAUAUGUUUCCCAUUUCUUUCUCUCUUUGUGUCACUGAUAGAAGAGAGGAGUAAUGCCGGCUUUUUACAUGUUGUCUUGCUUUGUCGCCUUUUUCAUUAUUUUUUGCAAUCCUUAUUGUGUUUAACGUAAUAUUGUCCAGUAUGUUUCUGUUUGUUUCUAUUUAACUAAAAAUCUCGGCCUCUAUGCAGCUUUUCUUGUCAUAAUGAAAUUUAUUUAAAUAUGGUUGACAUUUGGAACAAUUGUUGUGCAAUGUACAAUUUGACAGCACUUUUUUUAUACCUAUUUUAUCUGACAACUGAAAGCUGUCACUGUAUAAUAGCAAAGAAAUGACUAUUGCCAAUUUCUGUCAAAAGACACUUAUUUUUAAACAAUUAAUAUAUGAAUAUUUCUUGGUUUUCUUUUUUUAUUUCUUCUUUUUCGGAAUUGGCUGUUAUUCAUAACACGUUUUCAUAAAUUUGAUCUCCAUUAUACCAUGUUGUAAAAGCAAGCACAACAAGGAUUGUUGAGAUUUGAAAUUAUUUUAAUAAUGUUUUCUGUGGUUUCUAUGGUUUCACAGGAGGACAUUUCUACUACUACUACUACUACAGCUUUUUAGCCAAAAUGUUAGGACAAUAUUACUGAUGUAAUUAGA